AUGUCUCACCAAUUUUUUAUAGGUAUGUCAGUAGCAAGGAAUAGACGCAUUUCACUUGGAUCACCUAAAGAUCUCAAAGAAGUGAAGUUUUUCGAUGAAGAACCUAUUCCUGAUGUCCCUCCAAAAGGAGCGAGAGUGAAGGUGUGCUACGCUGGUGUAUGUCUUACUGAUCGUGAAGUAACAAACACAAAACAGGCAAGAGUGACGAAUGGAAUCAAAGAUACCAGCCUGUUUCCGGGAUAUGAGGUUUCUGGCGUCGUAGAAUCCUUCGGUACAGAGUCCACCCCUGAAGAGUAUGAUCUAAAAAUCGGCGAUAAGGUUAUCGUCUGGCCAACUGAUGAGAUGUGCAGUCACGGUUAUGCUGAUUAUGUCGCUGUCCCUACUCUCCAUUUCCUCGUGAAAAUACCUGAUUCCCUUUCGAUGCACGUUGCUUCAAUUCUACCGGCGGGAGCCACAUGGGCAUUGAGUGCUGUGCUACAGGCUCGUCCAAUUGUCGAAGCUUUCUCACAGUCGAAAGGUUUCUGCAACAUUUUGAUCGUUGGUGCUGGUGGACUUGGACUAUGGUUGUUGAAAUUGGCAAAACACUUCCUCGUUGCUCAUAAUGACAAUUCUAGAAAAAUUCGCUUAAUGGUUGCUGACGCAAAGGAAGAAAGGCUGUGCCUGGCUGAAAGGAAUGGUGCCGAUUUCGUGGUCCAUUGGGAUGAUUCGGAAUUCGAAGAAUACUUGAUCAUGCGUACAAAAGAUGUGGCACGAACCGGAGUUAAUGUUGUCUUUGAUUUCGUUACGUCACCAAGAACUGUUACUCGUUCGCUCAAGUGUCUCGCAGAGGGAGGUGUUCUGUUCGUUGGUGGAUUGUCGGGAUUAGACGUUCAGCUUCCAAUUAAACUCGUCGCAAAGAAUAGACUUGCUAUUAUGGGUGUCACAAGAGGAAGCAUCGAACAGCUGAAGAAUCUGGUGCAUCUUAUUGCUGGCGGACAGAUUGAAGCUCCAGAUUAUGUUGUCUACCCAGUUAAUCAAGCAUCACAGGUUUUGAAACAGCUUUCAAUGUCUGAGGUUGAAGGCAGAGCUAUCUUGGAAGUGUGCGAUCCAAAUGCUGCUCUCGACUUGUCGAAGACAGCUGAAUAA
Haemonchus placei is the source of this 1125-nucleotide messenger RNA. The record is from the annotation of a GenBank genome assembly. NCBI's taxonomy places the organism in Eukaryota, Metazoa, Nematoda, Chromadorea, Rhabditida, Trichostrongylidae.